Messenger RNA from Lethenteron reissneri (Far Eastern brook lamprey), 3359 nucleotides. RefSeq names its product dual specificity tyrosine-phosphorylation-regulated kinase 4-like. Gene Ontology annotation, molecular function: ATP binding; protein serine/threonine kinase activity. The record is from RefSeq and is a predicted model, not a curated record. Gene Ontology annotation, biological process: peptidyl-threonine phosphorylation; peptidyl-serine phosphorylation. NCBI's taxonomy places the organism in Eukaryota, Metazoa, Chordata, Hyperoartia, Petromyzontiformes, Petromyzontidae.
CAUAGUGGGCGUGGUCACUUGGUACCGCCCCCUCGUGUCUCCCUCAGGCAGUUUGUCCGUUAGAGAGUCGGGGGAGCAUCUGGCGAAGAGACCCGGACUGUGCGAGAGACGCUGUGAGUUCUGUGCACCCUGCUCUGCAAGUUGCUACCAUGGAGAUGAGCCGAGCUGGAGAGGCGAGGAGUAAGGGCGAAUCUUGCACCACGUGGAGUGCGCUGUCCUCAGAGGGCACCGCCUCCAUCUGCAGCAAAUCACCGCAAGAAAUCAUGGCUCUCUUUGGCCCUCACUUGACCAACCGUGAGAAGCUAGAACUCGCAGCCAUGCAGGAAGUGUGGUACUUUGCACUUUUCAACAAAUCUCAGGGAUUCAACAAUGAUGGAUACGACGACUACGAACGAAAUUACAUUCUGUUCCGGCAUGAGCACCUCCGCUAUCGCUAUGAGGUGCUGAAGAAGAUUGGAGAAGGAGGUCAAGGCCAGGUUAUCCAGUGCCUUGAUCACAAAAGAAACAUCCUGGUGGCCAUCAAGAUCCUGGUGUCACCAUCGAGCUCCAAGCAAGAAACAUACCAGAAGAUGGAGCUCCAGAUAGCUCUGGAACUUCAGGACGAGGGCAGUGAUGAAGAUUUCAACGUCAUCAAAGUCCUGAACAUAUUUCAUUUCAGAGGACACUACUGUAUCGUCAUGGAGCUGUUGAAGGAGAGCCUUCAUGAAGUGAUUAGGAAUGCGGGGCUCCGACGGUUGGACAUGGCGAUGGUGAAAACCUACACCAGGGGCAUCCUCAAGUUCUUGCGCCACAUACAUUCCAGGAAAAUCGUCCACGCGGACAUCAAGCCUGAAAAUGUUCUCGUCAAAGACACCGUGACUGGCACCGUGAGGAUCACGGACUUUGGCACGAGCUUUUUCGUGGAAAGUCAACCUAUGAAUGUUGGUGGCACCCUAGAAUACUUGGCUCCGGAGCUGUUGCUGGGCUAUAGCUUGACAUGUGGAGUGGAUAUGUGGGCGCUGGGCUGCACGGUGGCGGAGUUGGCGACGGGCAGGGAAUUAUUCCGGUCCAACAGCCACGAAGAUCACCUCCCGCGCUGCAUAGAGAUUCUGGGGAUGCCUCCAAGGUACAUGGUGAAUGGAGCACCCGACAGAACGCAGUUCUUUGACCAUCGGGGGAAGAUGUUCUGCCCAGGCAAGAAAAGGGUUCCGGGGAGCUUCCCACUUCACAGGGUGCUCAAAAGCGAUGACCCGGAGUUUGUCAAAUUCAUCAGCUCCUGUUUGCGAUGGGAUCCGAAUUGUCGUAUGACGCCAGCGCAGGCGCUGGCUCAUAACUGGCUCCGGACCGCGGCCACCAGCACCACCACGGCCAGCAAAGCCACCACCACCACCACCGCUGCUGCUCCUGGCAGUGUGAAGCGCUCUGGAGCUGCUAAGCGACGAGUGGAGCUGGCACAGCGCCCAACCUCCUUGCUCGCCCAGGCCUCUAAAGAGAAGUUGAAGGUUGUGGAGGAAGAGACCAUGGUGGAGGAGCUGGUGGUGCUGGAGGAAGAGGAGACUCUGGUAGAGGAGUUGGUGGUACUUGAGACGCUGGUGGAGGAGUUGGUGGUACAGCAGGAGACCCUCGUGGAGGAGUUGGUGGUACUUGAGGAGACCCUGGUGGAGGAGAUGGUGGUACAGGAGACCCUGGUGGAGGAGUUGGUGGUACAGGAGGAGACCCUGGUGGAGGAGUUGGUGGUACAGCAGGAGACCUUGGUGGAGGAGUUGGUGGUACAGGAGGAGACCCUGGUGGAGGAGUUGGUGGUACAGGAGACCCUGGUGGAGGAGUUGGUGGUACAGGAGGAGACGUUGGUGGAGGAGUUGGUGGUACAGCAGGAGACCCUGGUGGAGGAGUUGGUGGUACAGCAGGAGACCUUGGUGGAGGAGUUGAUGGUACAGGAGACCCUGGUGGAGGAGUUGGUGGUACAAGAGGAGACCCUGGUGGAGGAGUUGGUGGUACAGGAGGAGACCCUGGUGGAGGAGUUGGUGGUACAGGAGGAGACCUUGGUGGAGGAGUUGGUGGUACAGGAGGAGACCCUGGUGGAGGAGUUGGUUGUACAGAAGGAGACGCUGGUGGAGGAGUUGGUGGUACAGGAGACCCUGGUGGAGGAGUUGGUGGUACAGCAGGAAAAGAGGAAGCAAGGGAGCCUGGCCCGCAUAGGGAGAGCCAUCCGCUCACUCCUCCGACGUGUGCUGCUUUGUGGUGGCCGGUCCACUGCACAGUAGGGGUGGUGGAGGUGGUGGAUCAGUGUGAACCCUGAUCACUUUUACCACACUCACCACACUCACAACACUCACCCUGCACCCACCCACCCUGUAAUACCCUGCACCCACCACACUCACCCUGCACCCACCACACUCACCCUGCACCCACCACACUCACCCCGCACCCACCACACUCACCCUGCACCCACCACACUCACCCUGCACCCACCACACUCACCCUGUACCCACCACACUCACCCUGCACCCACCACACUCACCUUGCACCCACCACACUCACCCUGCACCCACCACACUCACCCUGCACCCACCACACUCACCCUGCACCCACCAGGUGGAGGUGGUGGAUCGGUGUGAACCAUGAUCACUUUUACCACACUCACCACACUCACAACACUCACCCUGCACCCACCCACCCUGGAAUACCCUCCACCCACCACCCACACCCUGCACCCACCACCCACACCCUGCACCCACCAUACACACCCUGCACCCACCCAGUCCGUGAUACCCCCACCCACCACUCACACCCUGCACCAACCACACACACCCUGCACCCACCCAACCUGUGAUACCCUCCACCCACCACCCACACCCUGCACCCACCCACCCUGUGAUACCCUCCACCCACCACCCACACCCUGCACCCACCCAGUCCGUGAUACCCCGCACCCACCACACUCACCCUGCACCCACCACACUCACCCUGCACCCACCACACUCACCCUGCACCCACCACACUCACCCUGCACCCACCACACUCACCCUGCACCCACCACACUCACCCUGCACCCACCACACUCACCCUGCACCCACCACACUCACCCUGCACCCACCACACUCACCCUGCACCCACCACACUCACCCUGCACCCACCACACUCACCCUGCACCCACCACACUCACCCUGCACCCACCACACUCACCCUGCACCCACCACACUCACCCUGUACCCACCACACUCACCCUGCACCCACCACACUCACCCUGCACCCACCACACUCACCCUGCACCCACCACACUCACCCUGCACCCACCAGGUGGAGGUGGUGGAUCGGUGUGAACCAUGAUCACUUUUACCACACUCACAACACUCACCCUGCACCCACCCACCCUGUAA